This is a messenger RNA of Aureobasidium uvarum, 1605 nucleotides long. NCBI's taxonomy places the organism in Eukaryota, Fungi, Ascomycota, Dothideomycetes, Dothideales, Saccotheciaceae. The record is from the annotation of a GenBank genome assembly.
AUGGACGGAGGCGCAACACAUACCCUUACCGGCCUUAAAAGAUGGUCAUGUCAAGACCCCACCGUGCUCCCGCACAUGGACAAGAUCAGGGCCAUCCACGUCUACGACUUUGACAACACGCUGUUCUGCAGUCCCCUGCCCAACAAGCAGGUCUGGGCCGGUCCGAGUAUAGGAACUCUACAAGCACUUGAGCAGAUCUCGACAGGCGGCUGGUGGCACGACGCGAACAUUCUAGCCUCGACAGGCAAGGGUCUCGAAGAGGAGGAGAAGACGGCCUGGUCGGGCUGGUGGAACGAGGGUAUUGUCGAUCUUGUGCGACUAUCCAUGGAGCAAAAGGACGCCCUCACGGUCCUCUUGACCGGCCGCAACGAGAGAGGCUUUGCCGACCUUGUCACUCGCAUGUUCAGAGCGAAGAAACUCGAGUUUGACAUGGUCUGUCUGAAGCCCGCCGUUGGUCCUUCCGGCCAGCGCUUCUCGUCGACCAUGCUCUUCAAGCAAGACCUGCUGCGCGACCUGGUCUGCACCUACUCGGACGCUGAGGAGAUUCGCAUCUACGAGGAUCGCCCGAAACAUACCAAAGCGUUCCGCGACUUCUUUGAUACCUUCAACCGCUCCGUCUCCUCCCGCUCUCCCAUCCAGGCCGAUGUCGUACAAGUCUCAGAAGAGUCAACUACCCUCGACCCCCUUGUAGAAGUCAGAGAGGUUCAGCGCAUGAUCAACUCACACAAUCAAGCUGUACUGGACGGUGAUGUGCCGGGCCUAAAUCCUCUGGCCAUUAAGCGCAACGUCUUCUACACUGGCUAUCUCAUCUCCCCACAAGACACAGAACGCUUUGCUGCUCUGACCAAGAACACAUCAGAUCGCGACUGGCGUACCCUGGCGAAUAACAUCCUCAUCACUCCUCGCCCCGCUCCCCAGAGUAUCCUCAAUAAGGUUGGCGGUCUCGGUCACCGCAUGACCUGGAGGGUGACCGGCCUUUCACACUUUGAGAACAAGCUAUGGGCUGCCCGAGUCGAGCCCGCCGACCCUCGAGCCCGCUUCUACUCAGAAAACCCAACUCCCACCGUCGUCAUCUCUCUUCGCAAUAACGCCCGCCCGAUUGACGCAAAGUACAUCUCACACUGGCAACCCACCACCCCCGAACAAUCCUUCGAAUUCGACACUGUCGUCGGCGAAAAAGUCCUCUUGCGGAUCGAAAGCGAAAACGCCGACCAAGACGAACCUUCAUACGCCAGCAAACCUCGCCCCCAACACCGCUACCGCGACAAAGACUUCCCAGCCCUGGGCUCUGUUCUCGACCCUCAAAAAUCACAACACGAACAACAAGCCCACCACCCCUCACAACUCAACCCCGAAGCCAUGCAAUUCGGCCCCAGCGUCCCCACUGGACCCGGCCAACACAACAACCGCGGCAACUACACGGGCCACAACAGUCGAGGCGGCGGUGUCUCCAAGCCAGGAAACAACAGAGGCGGACGCGGCGGCAGAGGAGGCAGAGGAAAAUUCGGCGGGAGAGGUGGUAGAGGCGGAAGAGGAAGAGGCGGCAGUUAUCGAUCGCUGGAUGAUCGCCAGGAGAGCUAUGGUGGCGCCGGAAUGCAGUAUUAG